AUGGAUCACGGCGCUGCAGUCCUCGACCCAGCAUUACGAAGCGUGACACCAUCGAACAAUGGCAGCAAUGGCAUGAGCGGGCCACCCCAGGGCGCCGCUGCGGCGUACCACGAUGCCGAAGGUGCCGCCGCCGCUGCAGCAAGCCCCGAGGGACAAGGACUGGGACACCAUCAACACCAGCACCAGCCCGACUCACCAGAUACGCCUCACUCGGGGCACGACGGCGAGACGCCGCAGCACGAUGCGUUCCACGGCGGGCACCCCGACGACCCCAAGCGGCCGCGCGCAUGCGAGGCGUGCCGCGGGCUCAAGGUGCGAUGCGAGCCGGAUCCGAACGACGCCGAGGGGCCGUGUAAGCGGUGCAAGAAGGCCGGGCGGAACUGCGUCGUGACGAUGCCGACGAGGAAGAGGCAGAAGAAGACGGACUCAAGGGUCGCAGAGCUGGAGAAGAAGAUUGAUGCGUUGACGGCGAGCUUGCAGGCCCGUGGAAGCUCGGCGGCGCCGGCGCCGCCUACAAUGACGAACGCGCCGUUGGGAGGAAGUGCGCAAGCCGCCACGGCCACGCCGGGGAGAGACGAGAAUCCGUAUAAGAAGGGAUGGGGCGAUCACGGACUGGCGAGGGGUUGGGUUUCGAGCACGGUCGCCGGGACGGGGUUAUCUGUCGAGGGACUCGAUCCGCACGAGGCGCACGCGGCGGAGAAGGGACGGUACGACCACAUCACGUUCCCGGCGCCCGCCGCCGCAGGGAAAAAGAGGAAGCUUUCGGAUCGCGGGGACGAUACGCCGAGCAGCGAUAUACACGAAGGGGGCGGAGGCGGUGGCAGCAUCGGAGCCCGGCCGGCGCCUCCGAUCCAUAUGGGCAGUGAUUACGCCGACGUUGUGGAGCGCGGGAUCCUGAGCGCGGAGAAGGCGGCGGAGCUGUUUGAACGGUACAAUACGCUCAUGGCACCGCACAUGCCGGCGGUGGUGUUUCCGCGCGGCGCGACGGCGGAGGAGACGCGGCGGGUGAAGCCGCUGCUGUUUUUGGCCAUCAUGGCGGCGUCGAGCUCCGAGAGCCCCAACGUGCAGCGGAGGCUGGUCAAGGAGCUGAUGCAGAUUUUUGCAGAGAAGAUUAUCAUUACGGGCGAGAAGAGUUUGGAGAUUGUGCAGGCGCUGCAGGUGGCCGUGAUUUGGUACUGGCCUCCCGAGCACUUUGAAGAGCUCAAGUUUUACCAGCUCGUGCACAUUGGCGCCGUGAUGGCGCUGGACAUCGGGCUGGGGCGGCGUACGGCGGGGAGAAAAAUGCAGGUUCCCUACCAGUGGCGGAAUCACCCGUUCAAGAGGGCGCCGCCGCCGGACCCGACGACGUGCGAGUGCCGCCGAGCGUGGCUGGCUGCGUAUUUCCUGGCGGCUAACACGUCCAUGGCGCUGCACCGGCCGAACCUGGUGCGGUGGACGAGCUUCAUGGCGGAGUCGAUGAAGGCGCUUCAGACGAGCGCGGACGCGGCGCCGUCGGAUAAGUAUUUCUGUCAUCUCGUGUGGACGCACCGGCUGGCCGAGGAGGUGGGGAUCCAGUUCUCCAUGGACGACCCGGCCGUGGUGCCUAAUAUUACGGAUGCGAGGACGCAGUAUUCGCUGAGGAUGCUCGAGAGGGACUUGGAGAAGUAUAUUGCCUCCGUGCCCAAGGAGGAAAUGCAUUCAACCCUCAAAAUGACCUUUCAAGUCCUCUCGCUGUACAUGCACGAAAUCGCCCUCCACACCCAAAUGGACGAUAUCCGCCCACCCUUUGACACGGCAACGCUCAAGGACGGCAUGCUCCCGAACCUGACCCUGACAACCUCCCACAUCAACGCCCUCUCGGCCUGCCUCUCGGCCAUUGAUGGCAUAUUCGAGGCAUUCUUGGCCAUGGAGGUGCCCAGCAUCCGCUGCCUGCCCGUCUUCAACUUUGUGCGCGUGGCGUACGCCGUCGUUGUGCUCAUCAAGAUGUACUUCUCCGCGACGGCGCCGGGCUCGGAGCUGGGGAAGGUCAUUGACAAGGAUAACAUGAAGGUGGAGUACUACCUCGACGCGCUGCUGGAGAAGUUCCGCGCCGCGGCGUCGGAUGAUCGGAGUCGGCCGGCGGCUAAGUUUCUGAUUGUUCUGGUCAUGUUGAGGAGCUGGUUCUUGAAGCAGAGUAAGGGUCUGGUUACGGGGGUUCCUGUGCCGGAGGGUGGGAAUGCAUCGUUCCAGGGUCCCGCCGCCGCGGGCGUAAAUUCGCAACCCGAGACCCCUGCUUCUGCUACGCAAACUUCGUUCCGGCGGCCAGACGCAACACCCGCCGCCGCCGAGGAGCAGCAGGCGCAGCAACGUGCGUAUCAGCCGGGGGCGCAGCACCCGACGAUGCCAGAGUACCCCGCGGCCAACACGCCUCUACACCUCCUGUCAGAGAUUGCAACACAAAACGAUCGCUCCGGCGGCGGUGGGGCGACGACGAAUAACAUGCUCUGGAAUCCCCCUCCGUCACGACAAUCUUUCCUUUACGACCCCAGCGCUGUGACGCCUGCCGCCAUGGACGGGCCUGGCUCCGGACCGGCCACAGCGGCGUCCAGCGGCACGGCGACGACGACGACGACGACGGUGGCGCGUAACGGCGACGGAGCUGGAGCUGGAGCUGGAGCUGGAGUUGGAGCUGGGGUUGGAGCUGGGCCCGGGGCGCCGGUGGUGGCGCCGUGGCUGAACCCUGUGUGGAACGAUUUACAAACUUUCGGGCUCGAUCCGGGGUUCACGAACGACCUUUCACUGGAAGAAAUUACGACGGGGUUCGGGACGAGCCCGGGGAGCUUGAGCAACGGGAUGCGGUACGUCAUGGCGCAGGAUCCGUGGCUGAGCGGGAUGAGCGGGCUCGGAGAGAUGUUCGAGGGGAUGCCCGGUGGUUCUGGACCGCCCAUGUUUCCCAUGUAA
Messenger RNA from Colletotrichum orchidophilum, 2919 nucleotides. RefSeq lists its product as uncharacterized. The transcript is spliced from 2 exons. Gene Ontology annotation, molecular function: DNA-binding transcription factor activity, RNA polymerase II-specific; zinc ion binding; transcription cis-regulatory region binding. NCBI's taxonomy places the organism in Eukaryota, Fungi, Ascomycota, Sordariomycetes, Glomerellales, Glomerellaceae. Bases 1 to 2919 code for a protein of 972 amino acids. Gene Ontology annotation, biological process: regulation of DNA-templated transcription. Gene Ontology annotation, cellular component: nucleus. The record is from RefSeq and is a predicted model, not a curated record.